This is a messenger RNA of Bemisia tabaci, 689 nucleotides long. The record is from RefSeq and is a predicted model, not a curated record. Lineage: Eukaryota; Metazoa; Arthropoda; Insecta; Hemiptera; Aleyrodidae.
UUUUCCUCUAACUUCAUUAAUUGUGUUAAGUUUCUACAGUGACAAAUAUAAACAAGGAUGUGAUGGAAAUAAUACUGGUCAAUCCUGAACAACUCACAGAGUUCUUGAAAUCCAAAAGGCUGAUAGAUGGCCUCAUGGAUUUGUUACUUCUUAGAAGGCAAAGAGAACUCAUAAAAAAUGCGUGGCAAAUGUUUUUGAAUGCUUGCGACUCGGUCACCAUGCUAUCAAACGCUCUUAUGACUUUUGCGGCGACAUACGAAAUACGAAAUUCAGGUGGUAAAGCAACCGUAGAUGUGAUGAUGUUCACUUCAUAUUUUUUGGGAAGCAUUUUGGCGUUGUUUUCUGUUUGCCACUUCUCAACUCUUCUUCAAGAUGCUCAUGACAAUCUAUCGGUUGCACUUUGGGGGUCCGAAUGGACUACUGAUGGGAUAAAAUUUAAAAAACUUUUCUUUCUCUCUAUGGUGUCUCUGAGACGACCAUUUGUAUUAAAAUUCUACUCGCACUAUCCGAUCAACCUUAAAGGCUUCGCUAAGAGUAUAUCCAGUUCCUGGUCGUUCUUCUUGUUCCUGUAUCAGAUUUCUUCAAAAAAGGAAGUUUACCGGGCCAUCUAAGUUAAAGGUGCCAGGGAGGGAUUAAUCUCAUCAAUUUUUGUAAACAAAAUAUAUGGAGACAAUUAUUAAACCUUAAAA